Molecule: messenger RNA, 864 nt
Organism: Castor canadensis (American beaver)
Lineage: Eukaryota; Metazoa; Chordata; Mammalia; Rodentia; Castoridae
Gene: Eqtn
Product: equatorin
Biological process (GO): acrosomal vesicle exocytosis; fusion of sperm to egg plasma membrane involved in single fertilization; endocytosis
Cellular component (GO): plasma membrane; outer acrosomal membrane; inner acrosomal membrane
Source: RefSeq, a predicted model, not a curated record
AUGGAAGACUUCCCUGAUAUGACGUCUUUAGAUGAAGAUCAGUAUUAUAAAGAAGAAGAUGAACACACAAAUAUGGAUAGUUCAGAUAUACAUAAAGAAGGAGAAAACUAUAUAGAAAAUACUCCUGCUAACGAGAAAACCGGCAAUUAUUAUAAAGAUAUAAAACAAUAUGUGUUCACCACACAGAAUUCAAAUGGCACUGAGUCUGAGAUAUCUGUUAGAGCAACAACCGAUCUGAAGUUUGCCCUAAAGAACUAUAAAAUUGUCAAUGCAACUCCACCUGAAAAACCUGCCGAAGAAGAAAGAACUACAGAACCCUAUCAUAAAACAGUGCAAAAAACAACCCCAAAUGUGCCUGCAUUUUGGACAAUGUUAGCUAAAGCUAUAAGUGGAACAACGGUGAGCAUGGACGAUAAAGAUCAAUUAUUGCAACCAAUUCCAAGCUCUGAUCUGAAUGCUACCAAUGAAGACAAACUGUCAGAGCUAGAGGAAAUCAAGCUCAAACUGAUGCUAGGCAUCUCGCUGAUGACACUCGUCAUCCUAAUCCCCCUCCUGAUAUUCUGUUUUGCCGCACUGUGCAAACUGAGUCAAAUGAGUAAGAAAAAUUCUGAGAGUCAGUACUCCGUAAACCCAGAGCUGGCAACUCUAUCUUACUUCCAUCCAUCAGAAGGCGUGUCAGAUACAUCUUUUUCUAAAAGUGCAGACAGCAGCACAUUUUGGGGCACCAGUUCUUCAGAUUUGAGAAAACCAGGCCCAAACCCCAAAUCUAGAAAUAUGAUGGAAAUGUCAGCAGACUCAGAUGAUAUAGGCUUACUUGAGGAGUCAUACUUACUAAACAGUGAGGAAGUCAACACUGAUGAAUAG